GUUUACGAUGCAGGCUUAGAGAGACUGGCGUGGGAGUGGGCGCAACGGUGUGUUUACGAGCAUCCGGAUGAUGAUUGGCCCGAGUAUGAGGACUACGGACAGAACCUAGCCUUUGCGACCUUGCGAGAUCCCGUCUAA
Molecule: messenger RNA, 138 nt
Organism: Dibothriocephalus latus
Lineage: Eukaryota; Metazoa; Platyhelminthes; Cestoda; Diphyllobothriidea; Diphyllobothriidae
Source: the annotation of a GenBank genome assembly